CAAUGGGAUGGUAAGAUUGCACAUCAAAGGGCGGGGCUAGCGUUAGUUGAUGGUUUUCCCGCUUCGUGCGUCACUGGCUGGUUGAUGGAUCUCUGUUAGCAAUGGGAGCUUGCAUCCGCUGUCAGAGGUUUUGACAGAAGAUAUUCGGCUGCUGCGGAGCCCAGUUGGCAAGUAUGGUGUGGCACGGCAUGAUGACGGAAUUGCAACCCUUCCAACAUACUCUCCAGGGUAACCCCCUGGCCGUGGGCCAAGCAGAGCAACACUGUGGCGCAAAUCAGGAUAACAGAAAGGUCAGCGAGGAAGAGCAGCACCUCUCGCAAGGCCCAGCAGAGAUCGAGUCAAGCCAGCCAGUGAACAUCCCAGAUCUAACUAAAAGAAAAAAGAAGAAAAGAACCAGAGCAACGGACAGCUUCACAGGCACUUUUGAAGAUCUCUACAAAUUGACAGAUGAGGUGCUUGGACAGGGCGCUUAUGCUAAAGUUCAGGGAUGUGUGUGUCUGCAUAACGGACAGGAGUAUGCUGUGAAAAUCAUAGAAAAGUCCGCAGGACACAGCCGCAGUAGAGUAUUUCGAGAGGUGGAGACUCUUUACCAGUGCCAAGGAAACAAAAACGUUCUGGAGCUGGUCCAGUUCUUUGAAGACGGCUCCUGCUUCUAUCUGGUGUUUGAGAAGCUGCGUGGAGGCUCCAUUCUUACUCACAUCCAGAACCGAAAGCACUUUAAUGAACUGGAGGCCAGUAGAGUGGUAAAGGACAUUGCACAAGCUCUGGAUUUUCUGCACACAAAGGGCAUCGCUCAUAGAGACCUUAAGCUGGAGAACAUACUCUGUGAAUACACUGAUCGGGUGUCACCUGUGAAAAUCUGUGACUUUGAUCUGGGAAGUGGAGUAAAGCUAAGCAGUGCCUGUACCCCCAUAACGACUCCAGAGCUCACCACACCGUGUGGCUCAGCAGAGUACAUGGCUCCUGAAGUGGUGGAGGUGUUCACAGACGAAGCUUCCUUCUAUGACAAGCGCUGUGACUUAUGGAGUCUCGGCGUCAUCCUCUACAUCCUGCUGAGUGGGAGCCCUCCCUUCACGGGCCACUGUGGUACCGACUGUGGCUGGGAUCGUGGAGAAACGUGCAGAGCGUGCCAGAGUCAGCUGUUUGAGAGCAUCCAGGAAGGCAAGUACGAGUUUCCGGACAAGGACUGGGCACACAUCACGGAAGGUGCCAAAGACCUCAUAUCCAAGCUGUUGGUUCGGGACGCCACCCUGCGCCUCAGCGCCGCUCAGGUCCUCCAGCAUCCUUGGGUGCAGGGGAAAGCUCCAGAGAGAGGUCUUCCAACUCCUCGUGUUCUGCAGAGGAACAGCAGCACCAAAGACCUGAGCCAGUUUGCAGCAGACGCCAUCGCCUUUAACCGGCAGCUAUCCCAGCACGACGAGCAUCAGGAGGACGUGGGAGCGAUUGUCUGCUCCAUGAGGCUCUCUCCUCCUUCCAACUCCAGACUGGCCCGCAGACGGGCCCAGUCCAGCGCGCUGCGCAGCAGCGACUUUUCACCUGCCUCUGAUGACCUCGCCGCCUGAAACACGAGCUCAACUUCCCUCGUUGUGUUCUGAUCGAUCCCAGCCUCCGUCGGCUCGUUUUUCUGCCUUUUUUUAUUGUUUUCACAGUGAGUUUGCUGGGAUCGGUGAGUCGAUAUCCGAGGUGACUGUUUCUGGUGUUGAAGGCUUUUCAUCAUGGUCGACAAUCUCAACUUUUAAAUAGCCCGAGCACCAGGAGGAUUGUUAAUUGUCAGCUGGCACCUUUUUCUAAAUGAAAAGAGCUUUAGUCUGAUUUUUAAACGGGGACGAUCGCUUGUCAGAUUAGCAUUAGCUUUUAGAACAUAUCAGGUUUAUUUAUAUAUGAUGAUCCAAAACAACACAAACCUCUUAAAGCCAGCCGUUUGUUAUGAAACACAUCCUCAGCAGAACAUUCGGGACAGUGGUGCAGAUGUUUCUGUCCUAAUGCAAUUUGAUUAGACUUUUAUUUUCUCUUAUUCAGCUGUGAAUCUGUUAAUAUUAAGCUUUUUAGUUACUGAUGAAAAUGGAUGGGUUUUGCUUUUUUAAAGUGUGUGUGUGUGUGUGUGUGUGUGUUGUGUGUUGUGUGUUGUGUGUGUGUUACAUAUAGAAGAGAACGACUUCUCUUCAUUUUACCGGUUUGUGUUUGGCUGUCAGGGAAACAUGCAGGUAGAAAGAUCAGGGGUAAGAAUGUGUAUUUAGCUUUUACGUCAACACAAGCUACCUGUAGCACUUGCGUACUUUAAAAUAAAAACAAGUGAGUUGUGAGGAUUUCAUGAAGCCUUCGUUUGCUCAUGUUUCACUUUUCAGAGAUGACUACAGUUCUCAGUGAUCCAUCGCAUCAAGAAGAUAUUUAAGUUAUUUUUCCUGAAUCUUGCAUACGAGUGUAGAAGGGAUGUGUUGCUGUUACAGUAGCUAGUAUUAUGGUUUCACCUACCUAAGUAUUUCCAUGGUUCUCUGAAUGUGCCAAUAGAAAGAUUGAUGGACCAAGCUGAGGGUUGCCUUUGAGUUCAUAAAGUUUACUAAGUUUUCUCAUUUUUAAUAAGUUUUAUUAUGUUUAUGUUUAUAUUUAUGUAUUUAGCAGACACUUUUGUCCAAAGCCACUUACAAGUGAUAAUUGGCAUGUUGCCCUUGAGGCCAACAACAAUAACAACAACUCAACAUCAAAUUAUUAAAUUAGUAACAAUCUGUGUUUCAGUGGGAUUUCAAAUGGGAGUUUGCCGUUUUAACUUUGUUUGCAGCUGCUAAACAACAGCUCCCCUCGCCUCACACUGUUGCCAUGGACACCACAUCCCUAUAGCAACUAAGGGCCUUCAUCGGCUCACAGGAAAUGAGGGAUUUGCUCAGACUGCAUUAAGAAAUGGCACUUGCUGUAAUAAAAGCCUCAUUAUAUCAUAUUCUCCCCCCUCUUGUCAGCCACAAUGUUAAAUGAGAUGCAGUAAUGCGUGUUGAAGGAGUCCUGUGAGUGAAGUUCUUGGAGUGAGUUUGCCAUAAAGGGAUGCUGUGUUCUCAAUAAAAAACAAAAAUGA
This is a messenger RNA of Nothobranchius furzeri (turquoise killifish), 3064 nucleotides long. The record is from RefSeq and is a predicted model, not a curated record. NCBI's taxonomy places the organism in Eukaryota, Metazoa, Chordata, Actinopteri, Cyprinodontiformes, Nothobranchiidae.